CUUCACCAACUCUCUACAUCAUGGGCGUCACUCCUAUCAACUCCCUCGAGGAAUUCAAGACCAUCAUUAACGGCGACAAGCCCGUCAUUAUCGACUUCUGGGCUACUUGGUGUGGACCCUGCCGAAUCAUCUCUCCCAUCUUCGAGAAGUUCUCGGACACCACCGACAAAGUCGGCUUCUACAAGGUCGACGUCGACGCCCAACAAGAAAUUUCGCAAGAAGUUGGCGUUCGAGCUAUGCCCACGUUCACCGUCUUCCAGAAUGGCAACAAAGUAGAUGAGCUCGUCGGUGCUGUACCCGGGAAGCUCGAGGAGCUCGUCAAGAAGUUCUCUGCUUAAAUUAAAGCAAACGCGGAAGGACGUUCACAGUAGUAUCAGGAUUCCAUUGUACCAUAGGACAGUCCGACAGCUAUGAAUCAUCAGCAGCACUCGGUCGGCUC
This is a messenger RNA of Coprinopsis cinerea okayama7#130, 439 nucleotides long. RefSeq names its product thioredoxin. The transcript has 4 exons. Bases 21 to 338 code for a protein of 105 amino acids. Lineage: Eukaryota; Fungi; Basidiomycota; Agaricomycetes; Agaricales; Psathyrellaceae. Gene Ontology annotation, molecular function: protein-disulfide reductase activity. The record is from RefSeq and is a predicted model, not a curated record.